Molecule: messenger RNA, 1613 nt
Organism: Galeopterus variegatus (Sunda flying lemur)
Lineage: Eukaryota; Metazoa; Chordata; Mammalia; Dermoptera; Cynocephalidae
Product: sterol 26-hydroxylase, mitochondrial
Exons: 8
Biological process (GO): cholesterol metabolic process; cortisol metabolic process; C21-steroid hormone biosynthetic process
Cellular component (GO): mitochondrial inner membrane
Molecular function (GO): oxidoreductase activity, acting on paired donors, with incorporation or reduction of molecular oxygen; heme binding; iron ion binding
Source: RefSeq, a predicted model, not a curated record
GUGCUGAACAAGGCCACGUAUGGUCCAAUAUGGAUAUCCUACGUAGGGUCUCACAGCUAUGUGAACCUGGCCAGUGCCCCACUCUUGGAGCAAGUGAUGCGGCAAGAGGGCAAGUACCCCAUACGGAAUGAAAUGGACCUAUGGAAGGAGCACCGGGACCAGCAGGGCCUGGCCUAUGGACCCUUCAUCACGAAUGGACAGAGCUGGUACCAGCUGCGCCAGGCUCUGAAUCAGCGGUUGCUGAAGCCAGCUGAGGCUGCACUCUAUACAGAUGCUCUCAAUGAGGUGGUUGAUGGCUUUAUGGUUCGACUGGCCCAGCUGCGGGCAGAGAGUGCCUCAGGGGACCAGGUGCUGGACAUGGCUCACCUCCUCUACCACUUUGCCUUGGAAGCUAUCAGCUACAUCCUGUUCGAGAAACGAAUUGGCUGCCUGGAACAAUCCAUUCCCGAGGACACCGUGAGCUUCAUUAGAUCUGUCGGGCUCAUGUUCCAGAACUCAGUCUAUGUCACCUUUCUCCCCAAGUGGACCCGUCCCCUGCUGCCCUUCUGGAAGCGAUACCUGGAUAGCUGGGACAACAUCUUCUCCUUUGGGAAGAAGCUGAUUGAUCAGAAACUCAAGGAGGUGGAGUCCCAACUACAGAAAAGGGGGCCGGAUGGGGUUCAGGUGUCUGGCUACCUGUACUUCCUGUUGGCCAGUGGACAGCUCAGUCCUCACGAGGCCAUGGGCAGCCUGCCUGAGCUGCUCCUGGCCGGAGUGGAUACGACAUCCAAUACACUUACGUGGACCCUGUACCAUCUUUCAAAGAACCCGGAGAUCCAGGCAGCCUUGCAUAAGGAAGUGGUGGAUGUGGUGCCAGCUGGGCAAGUGCCCCAGCACAAGGACUUUGCCCACAUGCCCCUGCUCAAAGCUGUGCUGAAGGAGACCCUGCGCCUCUAUCCUGUGGUCCCUGCAAACUCCCGGGUCAUUGUGGAAAAGGAAAUUGAAGUGGAUGGCUUCCUCUUCCCCAAGAACACCCAGUUUGUGUUCUGCCAUUAUGUGGUGUCCCGGGACCCCAGCACCUUCUCUGAGCCUGAGAGCUUCCAGCCCCAGCGCUGGCUGAGGAAGAACCAGCCUGAUAUCCCCAGAAUCCAACACCCAUUUGGCUCUCUGCCCUUUGGCUAUGGGGUCCGGGCCUGCCUGGGCCGCAGGAUUGCAGAAUUGGAGAUGCAGCUGCUGCUGGCAAGGCUGAUGCAGCAGUAUGAGGUGGUCCUGGCCCCUGAGACGGGGGAGGUGAAGAGUGUGGCCCGCAUCGUCCUGGUUCCCAAUAAGAAGGUGGGCCUGCGUUUUCUGCAGAGGCAGUGCUGAGCUUGGCCCCUGCCUGCCUGGGGCUUGUCCUAGAGGCUCCAGCCCUGGCACAGUAGUUCCUGGCCACUAUGCAUCUCAGAUGAGGUGGGAGAGAAGGGGGCUGCCAGACUCCAGAGGUUGGAGGAACUCUAUGCACUUCCCACAAAAUCCCGAACUUUUGCCACUUUUAUCAUUUUCAGUGGCUCUCUCUCAGAUAAAAGUCUGCUCCCUUACUGCAUUGCAGUCCUUGGGUACAAUAUAAAAUAAAGGGACUUUUAUUAAUUAUUGGA